GUCCGAAUCCGUCCGCCCGCCCAUCAGUAACGAGGACGACGCCGAAAUAUAAUUCGACCUUUAGCGAGUAGUGCUGCUCUUUCUGCCUCUGCACGGAUGCCGUGGAUGAAACUGUUGCUGCUCAAAGAAAGCCUAUCGUCUUCAGGACUUCUAUGAAACAAGUUAAACAACCAAGGAAGUCACACAAGGCUUUGCUGUGUCUACAUUAUUCGUGUUCAGAAGUCCUACAACCAGAGUAAACCAAGUACCUUACAGAGGGUGAAGACUUGAGUUUCGUUCCAUUAUAGACUGAGAUGGACCCAAGACUGGCCUGUCUAAUUAUCCUUGCUGUCCUGCAUUACGGUUCCGUUUGUGCACCACCUCACCCUAGCAAUGGACUAAAGGAGUGCCGCAAGAACCUCAGCCUCCUAGCUCUGGAGGUCCUACCCGGUGGAGGCUGGGACAACCUUCGGAACCGGGAUAUGGGUCGAGUCAUGAACUUCAGCUACUCCCAGUGUCAGACCACCGAGGAUGGUGUCUAUCUCAUCCCAGACAAGGUGUUUGUCAUGCCGCAGAAGAUAACUGCCGUGGAGAGAAGCUCUGAGGUUUUGGAACACUGGCUGGACUAUGAAAGCUCAACCUCUAAAACCAUCAAUGCAGACGUUUCUUACUUGUCAGUGCUGAAUGGCAAGUUCUCCACUGAAAGCCAACGCGCCAAAACCUAUCAAGUGCGGGACAACUCUGUGACAUCUCGUGUGCAGGUGCGCAACCACUUAUACACAGUGAACACCUAUCCCGACUUCAACCUAGACACACGUUUCAUACAGCAAGUAAAGGAAAUAGCAGACGCACUGCAAAAGAACCAAACUCGAAACGCAACAUUCCUUUCGGAUAUGAUGGUGGUUAAUUAUGGCACCCAUGUGAUCACCUCAGUAGAUGCAGGGGCCACUCUAGAGCAGGAAGACUAUGUUGAAUCAUCUUAUUACCACAACAGUGAAAAAACUCAACUGUCUAGAUCAGCCGGUCUGAGCUUUUUCAAAGUCCUCAAGUUUGACAUGGACACGAAGGAGAGUCAGGAGACUCUUUCUUACAAGACUCACCUCGCACACUCACUAACGCAAAGCCACGGGGGAACCUCUUUCUAUCCAGGGAUCACUUUAAAGACCUGGCAAGAGAGCACGCUGAACAAUCUUGUUGCCAUUGACCGAGCAGGUCUUCCUCUCCACUAUAUUCUGAACAGUGCAACUCUGCCAGACCUCCCAGAGACCACUGUAGAAAAGGUGGCCCAGUCUGUGCGCCAGGCCAUAGAGCUGUACUAUGACGUUAAUAAACGGCCAGGAUGUGUAAACAUAAGUUCACCAAACUUCAAUUUUCAAGCCAAUGUUGACGAUAACUCUUGUGUAGGCCCAGCGACCAACUUAAGGUUCGGUGGUGUUUACCAAAAAUGUACCAAACUCACUCAAGAUGCAGAUGCUAUUUGUGCAGUGCAAGAACAGAAGAACCCAGACACAGGGGCCUUCUCAUGCCGUGAGCCUUAUUUCCCCACACUUCUACAGUCUGUCUUGAUUGAGGAGGUUUACAGUCAAACUGACCAAUACAAAGAUUGCGCUGAUUUUUGUCUUUUUGACUGUUGUGUUCAAUAUUCGCGUGUUAACCAUUAUGUUAGGAGAGCAAGUGCUGAGACCUACUGGUGUGCCACAAGUCAGGCUACAAAACCGUACUCAGGGUACCUCUUUGGUGGUCUAUACAGCCCAAGUCUGGAGAAUCCAUUAACUAGGUCUAAGGGGUGUCCAGUUCAUUUUUUCCCACUGAAAUUUCUGUCCAAUGGUUUAAUGGUUUGUCUGAGUAACGAUUAUGAACAGGCUACUUCACUUUCCGUGCCCUUUGGGGGCUUUUUCAGCUGCAAAGCUGGCAACCCCCUGGCACGGUCUGAAUCUCGCUGCCCACCACAGUUCAGCCAGCACCUCGCCACAAUAAGCGACGGGUGCCAGGUUCUGUACUGCGUGAAGUCUGGUGCAUUUACAGGUGGCCGGCUGAAACCCAUCCACUUGCCCCCAUUCACUCACCCAGCACUUAUCAGAAAGGUUGACAACACCACGCUGGUUAUGAUAACCGAGGGAGAUCAGGUGUGGCUCAGGACAGGAGACUCAAAUUCAUGGCAACAGGCCAAGCCAGGGGAGGUGGGAAACUAUGUGAGACAGCUCCACGCAUCCACAUCAAAAGGGGGACAGAUUGUCGCAGGCUUUCUUGCCACAUUUUCAAUCAUCCUGGCCAUUGGCAUAGCGUUCAUAGUGCAGAGAAAGUUCAGGAGCUUGUAUCACAGUCGCAGGGAAGGCUAUGAGGCUUUUUCUGACACUCGGCGAGAGCCAGAGGUCUAGAAAGAAGAGCGGAUUACAUUCUGUGUGUUCAUUACUACCCACUGUACCCAGAUGACAAUGAUUCAUUAUAGCUUUUACAGGUUUUAUUAGGUUUUCUUCUUUCGGGGUAUAAAUGGGUUAUAUAACGUAAGCUCACGUACGUUCAUAAUGAUAUUCAUGUACAUUUACACAGUUUUGUCAAAAGUAUUUAAUAAAUAAAC
Messenger RNA from Clupea harengus (Atlantic herring), 2557 nucleotides. Its product is annotated as macrophage-expressed gene 1 protein-like. Gene Ontology annotation, biological process: defense response to bacterium. Lineage: Eukaryota; Metazoa; Chordata; Actinopteri; Clupeiformes; Clupeidae. The record is from RefSeq and is a predicted model, not a curated record.